This is a messenger RNA of Linum trigynum, 2922 nucleotides long. NCBI's taxonomy places the organism in Eukaryota, Viridiplantae, Streptophyta, Magnoliopsida, Malpighiales, Linaceae. The record is from the annotation of a GenBank genome assembly.
CACUGAAAUCGGAAGCGUUACGUAAAGUUUUCGUAAUGACUUAGCUUUUUACGUAACACGGCGUUAAUACUCAUUACGUAAAGAGAUAUUCUAUUACGUAAGGCUUUCGUAAUGACAUUUUCCAACUGUUAAGUAAAAUACACAUUCAUUACGUAAAGGUUACGAAAUGAUAGUUAUUUCUUAUGUAGCAGUUAAAUCGGAAGCGUUACGUAAGGCUUCCAUAAUGACUUAACACUUUACGUAACAUGAGGUUAAUAUUCAUUACGUAAAAAGACCUUCCAUUAUGUAAAGGUUACAGAACGAUAGUUAUUUCGUAGGUAACAGUUAAAUCAAUAGCGUUACGUAAAACUUCCGUAAUAACUUAGCAUUAUACGUAAUUUGAGGUUAAUACUCAUUACGUAAAAACACAUCCUAUUACGUAAAGCUUCUGUAAUGAUCUUUUACAAUUGUUACGUAAGAUUACCAUAUGUUACGUAACUAUUACGUAAUGUCUAUUGUAUUUUACAUAAUGCAAUCUAUGAAACUUGCUAUAACAGGUUAAAAAAUUUAAGUUAUCUUACUUCAAUUUACAGUAGGAGAUCCCUAUUUAAUUUACUGUGAGCUGGGACUUGGUACUAUACUAGCCGGCCGGCCCAUAAUUUGAACAGCCUAACUUUUCUUUUAUUUAGUUUGGGCAUGUGCUACGUGAUAGGCCUCUUAUAUUAAACCUCCACAUUUGCAGUCCUGCACCAUUUUUAUUGAUCAGACCAUCGAGUCGAUGGUUGACUCAGGAAAAAGCUAGUUUAAAAUUCAUUUGAAAUAAAUUUUGUUCAGGUAACAUAUACGAAUCAAUUCACGAGUUGAGCUAGUUUAUUUUGAACUCAUGAAUUGAUUCGAUAAUAUGUGACUAGCGAGUUAGGCAGCCAGCUUGAAUAGCGUCCUAUUAGGGAAACUAUCUACAACUUAUGACUUGAAAUGGGCUUUGUGUGGCUGCAGAGGACGGGAAAGCCUUUGCGGACGACGUGGCAGUGGACGCAGAAGGCAACGCAUACGUGACCGACGUCGCAGGCAACAAAAUCUGGAAGGUCGGUCCCGACGGCCAACUCCUCUCCACAAUCACCCACCCUCUCUUCACUCCAAAACAAUGGUACAAAACCCUCUUCGGCCUAAACGGCAUCGUUUACCACCCAGACGGCUACCUGCUCGUCAUCCACACCUUCACCGGCAACCUGUUCAAGAUCCGGCUUCCAGACGUCAGCGUCGUAUUGGUCCACGUCGAAGGGUCUCUGGCGUUCGGAGACGGGAUGGAGCUGCUGUCCCCGACUCAGCUCGUGGUGGCCGGUUCGAGCCCGUCGGCCAGGCUGGUGGAGAGCUCCGACGGUUGGGAGACGGCUAAAGUGGUGGGCAGCUUCAAGGGGCCUUCUCAUCGGCUGUCGACGGCGGCGACGGUGAAAGACGGGAAGGUGUAUUUGAGUCACAUGUUUGGGAUUGGGUACCCGGAGAAGAAGCAUGCGAUCGUUGAGGCAGUUUUCUCUGCUUAAAUGAAUGAAUGAAACCCUUUCUGUUUAAUGGUUUUAUAUUCAUGUUUGUUGUAGUAGGAAACUUACAUUGUUUUGGGUGUGGAGUCUUUUGUUGUAUUGAAGUUCAGCAAGGCCGGAGUAGCUAGCUCCCGGUCGUCAUACAACUCUAAUUCCCUACGAUUUAUCGAGUCGCCAAAAUUGAACAAAUGAUAGUAAUUACAUUUUCACAAAUUAAGUGACUGAACUAUCAUGAUUAUAAUUUGUCAAUGAUCGUAAAAAAAACAUGACUUUCGGUGACCAUUUCAUUGUGGUCGCUCGAAAAAUGGUCGCUGAAUACUAACUUUCUUGUAGUGCAACAAGUUUAUAACCCAACAAGUUCAGCAAUCCUCUAAAUGAUAGGAGAGAUGCUAUCGGAUGACCACGAUCUUUGGUUCGAAAGUACAUGUUAUAUGUUCUUAUAAGUUUAGGUAUGCAAGGUUUGUUGGAUGGGCAAUGAACUAGUUGGAUGAAUUUUAAUCUUUGAGUUCAAAAUCAUUGACCCCACAACUUAUUGAGUAAUGGAAAACAUUUACUCGCACUCAUCUGAAUAUGCAAGGAAGACGGGUUGGAUUCAAAUAAUGAAGCGAUUAUGUUAUUUUAAGUGAUUUGGGACUUUUUGGUCGUGACCAUGAAAUAGAAACAUAAGGGGACGAGGGAAGAGUCAGAGAAUGUCACGAUCGUGAUUUUUCAGUUUAGACCGUGAACUACAAACAUAAACUUCUAAACUCAUGACUAUUCUCAUUACUGUGGGAAUCAUAAUCGACAUUCACAAUCCGGAUGAUAUCGGAACAAUGCUUACAUCUUUUAACAUAUUAUAAUUUUAACAUAUUAUAAUUUUGUAGAAGAUGAUUUUUGAACUAUACUAAGUUUAUGCCAACAACGUAUAACAUGCACAAAAAUAUAAGAUGAGAUGUUAUAAUAGUUCAUAUGGCACCAUAAAUUAGACAAGAGUACAAAUAUCAUUAUUCAGUUACUCAUUCCCAAUUUGCCACAACACUAGUCCACAAUCUUAUAGAGCGAAAAUUCACCUUGCUACUUACAACACUAGGUACGACAAUUCUUUUACGCCGCUAUUAAGUUAGCCAGCAAGUCAAACUAGAACUCCGAUACAAGUUCUCGAAAAGCCAAAGUUAAUGUACUGCCCAAAAUCGCUGGAAGAAAUAGCGAGAACGACCGCGAUCAGUCAAAAUCAAACUCGCCCUGCGGUUCGACGAUUUCUUAUACUAGGUUGAACCAUUCCUAUUAAUAGGGGUGGAAGUUUGGUUUGCGGAUUGCGGGUAACUCACAACCGCUCCAAACCACACACUUUGUGGAUACCCAUACCCACAAUUUGUGGAUAGUAGGCUGGGUGUGGGUAGCAAAAUAUUAAAUUUUGUGGUUAGUG